ACUGGGAGCGGGCGGGAGCGGGAGCGCUGCGCACGCCCCGGGCCGGCCCAGCGAGCGGGCGAGCGGGCCGGGAAGGAGGAGGGAAGCGGGGAGGCAAGGCUGCCUAGGCGGAGGGAUCUGCGCAUCAAAGCGAGCGAGGCGAGCAAAGUUUGGCUGGGGGUUGGACUUUCCUUCCUGGAGGCGGCACCCAAACAGCUACCCCGUGCGGAAACCCAAACUUUCUUCUGCCACUCCGAGUCUCGCGGCCGCCGCCUCCGCCCCGCGCUCGGGGCCUGCCCGACCCCGCGCCGCUGUCGUCCGCCUGCCCUUCUCCCCGCCGCCCUUCUCCCCGCCGCGGGAGCCCCGCAGGCUGCAGCGCCGCGGCCCGGCCCGGAGCACGGGCAAGUUCGCCGCGAGUUGAGGUGAAGUUUGGGCGACCGCGGCCGGCCCCGGCCGAGCUCCCCUCUGCGCCCCCGGCGUCCCGCCGUGCCCAGCCCCGCCGGGGGCGCCCCUUGCCGCCCGCGCGCCCUCCCCAGCCAUGUCGUCCAUCCUGCCCUUCACCCCGCCGAUCGUGAAGCGCCUGCUGGGCUGGAAGAAGGGCGAGCAGAACGGGCAGGAGGAGAAGUGGUGCGAGAAGGCGGUCAAGAGUUUGGUCAAGAAGCUCAAGAAGACGGGGCAGCUGGACGAGCUGGAGAAGGCCAUCACCACGCAGAACGUCAACACCAAGUGCAUUACCAUCCCCAGGUCCCUGGAUGGCAGACUGCAGGUGUCCCAUCGGAAGGGGCUCCCCCACGUCAUCUACUGCCGCCUGUGGCGAUGGCCCGACCUACACAGCCACCAUGAGCUGCGGGCCAUGGAGCUGUGUGAGUUCGCCUUCAACAUGAAGAAGGACGAGGUCUGCGUGAACCCCUACCACUAUCAGAGGGUGGAGACCCCAGUUCUACCUCCUGUGUUGGUGCCACGCCACACAGAGAUCCCGGCCGAGUUCCCCCCACUGGAUGACUACAGCCAUUCCAUCCCCGAAAACACUAACUUCCCCGCGGGCAUCGAGCCCCAGAGCAAUAUUCCAGAAACCCCACCCCCUGGCUACCUGAGUGAAGAUGGAGAGACCAGCGACCACCAGAUGAACCACAGCAUGGAUGCAGGUUCUCCAAACCUAUCCCCAAAUCCGAUGUCCCCAGCACACAAUAACUUGGACCUGCAGCCCGUCACCUACUGCGAGCCGGCCUUCUGGUGCUCCAUCUCCUACUAUGAGCUGAACCAGCGCGUCGGGGAGACAUUCCACGCCUCGCAGCCCUCCAUGACAGUGGAUGGCUUCACCGACCCCUCCAACUCGGAGCGCUUCUGCCUAGGGCUGCUGUCCAACGUCAACAGGAACGCGGCCGUGGAGCUCACGCGGAGGCACAUCGGGCGGGGCGUGCGGCUGUACUACAUCGGAGGGGAGGUCUUCGCAGAGUGCCUCAGCGACAGCGCUAUCUUCGUCCAGUCUCCCAACUGUAACCAGCGCUAUGGCUGGCACCCGGCCACCGUCUGCAAGAUCCCCCCAGGAUGCAACCUGAAGAUCUUCAACAACCAGGAGUUUGCAGCCCUCCUGGCGCAGUCAGUCAACCAGGGCUUCGAGGCCGUCUACCAGUUGACACGAAUGUGCACGAUCCGCAUGAGCUUCGUCAAAGGCUGGGGAGCAGAAUACAGGAGACAGACAGUGACCAGCACCCCCUGCUGGAUCGAGCUGCACCUGAAUGGGCCUUUGCAGUGGCUUGACAAGGUCCUCACCCAGAUGGGCUCCCCAAGUAUCCGCUGUUCCAGUGUGUCUUAGAGACAUUGGGUGUGAAGGGGGAGGGUGGGGGAGGGCGGGUUGGGGAAAAUGGCCAAGUAGGAGGUGGAGAAAAUCAGAACGCAACUCACUGUCAUCAAGGAAGAAGAAAUUUUUCUCCCUCAACCAAAGCGGCACCAACCUGUUUUCCAAAAUACAGAAGCAAACUCAGAGAUGGAGUUUAUGAACAGCUAUGUCUGCUGAACACCUUGGCCCUUUGGCCCCAGUUGGAAGGGCAAGAAAUGGCUUCUGCUCUGGUGUCUGGAGCAAACAGGUAGUAUUUCGCCAUCUGUCCCCUCCCCCCAGCCCUCUUCUUUUUUAAUGACAGCAACUGGGAUGUCACUGUCCAGCAGGAGAUGGCGUUCUGUUCAGGAGCGGAGUGUGAAUUCACCUGGAGUGUUUUAGGCGGGUAACAGCCUCUAGGGGUUUGAGCAAACCUCAUGCCCAGCACUCUGGCGCUUUUGAGAACAGCCUCUUCAACCGAACAUUCCCGAGCCCCGGCCAUCCCACACACCCGCACCCUGCACCCCGGAGCCGGACUGACGUGGUGGGGUAGGGAGGGGGCUCGUCUCUCUCCUCCCCUCUCAGAGUAUCCUGACUGGUGUGAGCGGUGUGUUCAGAACGUGCACACAGGGACAGUGGGGAAAAGCUGGUGAGCGACACCCCUUUAAAAACACUCUUAAGUUUGUCCUUUCUCACUUUGAACAGUUGGAAGCAUCUGCUGAGGCUCAGUGUGUAUACAGUGUAGUUUAUAUUAUCACGUUAAUCUCAGAGAGAUUUGAAUGACGUGAAAUAGUCACAUGAAGCAGGAGGCAGCUGCCACGUGAGGGUGUUUGGGCUAGGGCGGCACCGCAUCGCGGGGUCUCCAGGUGUCUGCGAGACCUCACCCUGUUUCUCAUGCAUUCGGCUAUAUUGGUUUACGUAGUCAGUUGCAUUAAUUAAAUGGACUUUAUCACAUGCUCUUUUAAAUGUUUGUUUUAUAUUAAAAACAAAAAAAUCCUGGCUUGGCGCAUUGACUGGGAAACCAGAGUGGGACCCAGCAACUGCCCUCCCGAGGUGAAGCUUUUCCAGGUUUUGUUGAGAAGACACCUGCCAGCACUCUUGGAAGCUGAAAUUAUGAAGCAAAUUCACCAGAAGGGAAAAAUCUCAGGCCAACAUAGGCAAAGGAAAAGGGCUAUUGAAAAUUUUUUACACCUUUGAAAAUUGCAGGCUUGGUGCAGAGAGCCCUGUCAUCUUCCCCCUGGGAUCCGAAAUUAUCUGGCUCACAGUAGAGGAUAUUCAGCAACAACUAUAGCGGGCCUGUCGUGUAAUAAGUACUGUUCCCAGUGGCAGUUAGUGAGAUAACUCUUAUAAAUUAUUUCAACUGGAAAAAAAAAUCAGAGCCCUCGCCUUUGGCCUUUUGCAGAAUACAGCAGACAGAAUUGCCACUUGCAAUUGGUACUUUAUUCUUUGCUGCUGUUUUUUGUGUGAAAUGACUUAUUCCAUAUUUUGUCAUGGAUUUCUGCCAGGAAAAAGAAAGGGAUUUCCUAUGGAAGUCCUGUCUUAUUCCAGGUGAUGAAAGUGGAUACUUUGGGCAGGUAUAAACCUCAAAUGUGAUGACAUUUCUGAUGCUAUAUGGAGAUGUUGGGGGCGUCCUGGUGCCUCACUGGCAGGAUCCUACACUGCUGAAGCUCUAGCCUGGAGGUGUCUAGGUAGGAGAGCUGCUUGCCAAGCCUCCUGAGGACACAGGAGGACGGGAAGAGCACCUUGACCGCCCUGUGCUAGUCUUCUUGCAGGACUGCAGAACCCAGAGACAACGCAGAACCCCUCACUCCGCCUGAGAUGGUGAAAUACUGCAAGGCUGAAGCUUUUGCCUGGGAUGAAAUGAUCUGUGGAUUGCUGCUCACAGGCACAGGAGGCUGCCUGAACCUCCUGGGUGUGCAUUCCUGCUCCCUGUCAGGUCUCAGUCGUGGUAUGAAUUGUUCCCUUUCGGCCUCUGCUGGAGCAGUCAUGGUGCCCCUCCUAAAAGCAUUGGGCAGUGGUCUCGGAGGGCCUGCAUUCUCCACCUGCUACAUGCUCCCCAAGGUGGGCUUCCUGUGGCACACAGCCGUCUUCCAGGUACUUGGGAACUGGCUUCAGGUACAGCCCCAUUUUGGUGAUCCAGCGGUCACGUCCUGCUAUGUUCGGAUGGUGUCUUAGAACCCUCAGUGCUCAGAGCGGAAGGCUACUUCUAGGAAGUGGGAAGUUUGAAUUUUGUGUUUUUCCAAAAGCUACUUACUUGGCCCUUUUUCCUUAUAGACUAGACUGCUGGAGGAGGAUGGAUGAGGAAAAUGUAGGUAGGCCCACCUUUGGCACCACUGAAAAUAAAUUCGGUCACACCUAAAGGUGCAGACUUGGUGCCACUCCCAUCAGAGAGGCAGUGCGGGCGCCUUGGGGCAUGAGUAAUAUCAGUGUCCUUUCUUUAAGUCACAAAACUAGUUUUAAAAUCCUGUUGUAUGAAAGGCAUUUAUACAUUAAAGCUUUUUAAAGGACGCUUGAAAGGGGCAUAAGGAAACAAGGGCGGCUCUAGAGGGGUGACAGUAGGCGCUGGAGAGCAGUUUUAAGUGUAGUUGUCCAGCUACACUCCGUGCGCUGUUCCCCCGGCCCAGGCUCCCCGCCAGGCCCCUUCACCUUGUGGCUUGUGCUGACACUGACCCAAGAGCAGCUAGCACGGGCCCAGGUCCCGGCCCCAGUGCCGGCCCCGGGAGCCAACCUCGAUUCCCUUCCUCUCCCCUCCCCUCUCCCUAACUCUAUUUAGUAACUUAGAUCCUUCCAGCCCUAACCUAGGUAGCUGCCCCAGCGGGUUCGGGUUACAGGCCUGAGCUGGAACGUCAUCUCAGUUGGCCACCUUCCUGGCAGGCUGUAGGUCUGACAUUUUGAGACAAGCCGAGAGUCAGGAGCGGGGACUUUGACUCUUAUCUGGGAAGAAUACACAUGAGGGCAAGGCUGCUGGCAGACUUCUCCAUUGUCCUUAUGUUGUCGGGGUUGUAUUUUUUUAUUGACCGUGGUGAUUAUUUUUUUAAAUCCUUGUUAAUGUAUUGGAAUGAGCUGUAGCACAUAUCUCGUGCUUAGUUUGUUUUUCUCCAUCUCCCCUUGGCUUCCUAGAGUUUGGACAUAUUCCAGGGCUAAAUGCUUUUACUCAAACCACAGAAAAAGGUUUUCUUUAAGUAAUGUGUGCCUGUCGUGCAUGUGUGCGCGUAGUCUGGGGAGAAGGCGGGGAUCUGAUUUCAUUCUGAGCCUCGAGCUGCCCUUUUGGAGGCUCCAUGAUGGUUUCUGCUGGGCCGGAGCUCACGUUAGACCCCUCUCAUACUCCUUAAAAGGAAAGCGAGGGAAAGGAAUCUGCAUGCUUUUCGUGGGACUGUUAACCACGGGGGUUACCAGGAGCGAGAGAGGGCACGAGUUUAGUUCUGGACCCUGUGUCUUACUUUGUGACUUUAAGUGGCAGAGUUGCGAGUUUUCCCCAAAUCUAGGGAAAAAACCUCAACACAGCUAUGUUGUACCAUUUUUCUUUGUGUGGUAUAAGUGUUCCCUUCUAGAACGCCUUCAAGUAACAGUCUUUUAAGGAGUAUCAACUACUCCUCAAGUGGGUGGGAAAGCAGAACAAUGUACACAAAGGGACAUGGAUCGAAAAAGGCGAGGCGUCUCUGGUUUGGAAGGAGUGAGUGGGGAAUGACUUGCUAUACAGGCAACUUUUCAGAAACACAGCUAUCAGAUUAAAAAACUCGGCUAUCGUGUAAACUGGAUCGAGACGUUCUCUCAGUGAUUCUGUAAUUGAUUUUUUUUUAUGCUGAAGUAAUGUACACUCUAGCAUUCUGGUGUUUUUAUAUUUAUGUAAUAAUUUCUUAAAACCAUUCAAGACAUAACUAUUUAAUUUUUUGAAGAAAGUUGGAAAGGUCUCCUCCCACGGACAGUGGCUGGGAAGAGAAUGCUGGUUGAGGGUACAGUGCCUUUUUGGCUCAGCAUCCAGAAACCAACCCAGGCUGGCCAAACUCACAGUGGCGUGUAAAAACAGGCAGCUCUGAGUCAGAGAGACGCCCUUCCACGGGGUCCUCUGAACCAGGCAGCGCUCCCUUCCUGAGGGUGAGGACCUUGCAUGGACGGAUGGAGCUGCCUCCCCUCGCCCUCACUGCUGCUCUCGCAGCCCGGCCAUCCUGUUCGGGAAGCGUGUUUUGGUGUGUGUUCCAGGGGGGGUCUGGAACGUGGAGGAUGUUGGUUCCCUUCACUUCUCAGCCAGCCUGACCUUUUAAUACCUUUGUAAAAAGCAUGUAUGUAUUUAUAGUGUUUUAGAUUUUUCUAACUUUUGUAUCUUAAGAGCAGAGCACCCGUUUAAGCAUUGUACCCCUAUUGUUAAAGAUUUGUGUCCCCUCUCUCCUUCUCUUCCCCCUGUAAGUGCCCUUCUAAUAAACUUAUCAUUGAAAAGCUCCUGUGCCAGGAGCUCA
Messenger RNA from Equus quagga, 6249 nucleotides. It is a transcript of the gene SMAD3, whose product is annotated as SMAD family member 3. Gene Ontology annotation, cellular component: heteromeric SMAD protein complex. Bases 518 to 1795 code for a protein of 425 amino acids. The transcript has 9 exons. The record is from RefSeq and is a predicted model, not a curated record. Gene Ontology annotation, molecular function: I-SMAD binding; RNA polymerase II cis-regulatory region sequence-specific DNA binding; DNA-binding transcription factor activity, RNA polymerase II-specific. Lineage: Eukaryota; Metazoa; Chordata; Mammalia; Perissodactyla; Equidae. Gene Ontology annotation, biological process: SMAD protein signal transduction; anatomical structure morphogenesis; regulation of transcription by RNA polymerase II.